AUGGAAUCUGCAGAGCACUCAUCCCAGCCAAACCUCAUCAACCCAGUCACUCGCUACGAGGACUUCAAGUUUGAGUUUCCCCCGAACACCUACCCCAAACAGGUCCUUCAGACAAGCUUCAAGUACCCGCCGGACUGCGGAGAGAAGAGUUAUGUUGGGAGUGGUCGUCUCAAGGGUCGCCGUGCUCUUGUCACUGGAGGUGACUCAGGCAUCGGAAGAGCCGUUGUCAUUGCUCUAGCUCGAGAGGGAGCUAAAGUGGCGAUCAACUACCUUCCCGAGGAGGAGCCAGAUGCCAAGGAUCUCGCACAAUUCCUGGACAAAGAUCACCACGUCAAGAACGACCUGAUCAGAAUCCCGGGAGAUCUCAGGAGCAAGUCCUUUUGCUACGAGCUCGUCCACAAAGCAAGCGAAAAGCUGGGCGGGCUUGACCUCGUCGUGAAUAACGCUGGAUUCGCCGCCAAAUUUGAGGAUUUUGACAAGCAGGACCCCGAAGUGUGGGACCACAUCUUCAAGGUCAAUGUUUACGCAGGUCUGCACAUCACCCAAGCAGCUGCACCGAUUCUUCCUCCAGGGUCUUCCAUCAUAUUCACCGUGUCGUCCGUGGGCAUUUCUCCCCAGCCUGGAGUGAUUGCCUACUCAGCUACCAAGGGCGCGCUCCGCAACUUUGUCAACGGCGCCGCAUCAGAGCUCAUCAAGAAAGGCAUCAGAGUCAACGGCGUCGCCCCGGGUUUCACGUACACCCCAGCGCUGGUGAUGGCCGGGUUAAAGGAGGAUGAGGUUGAUCAGCUAACCUCUACGAUAGAGCCAAUAGGACGUCUUCAGCAGCCGGCUGAACUGGCUCCUGUGUACGUGACUCUGGCAGAUGUUCAGGCAUCUUACGUCUGUGGCAGCAUUUAUGGAACUCACGGGGGUAUCUUGGCUGCCUAUUAG
Diaporthe citri is the source of this 930-nucleotide messenger RNA. RefSeq lists its product as uncharacterized. The transcript has 2 exons. Lineage: Eukaryota; Fungi; Ascomycota; Sordariomycetes; Diaporthales; Diaporthaceae. Gene Ontology annotation, molecular function: oxidoreductase activity. The coding region runs from base 1 to 930 and encodes 309 amino acids. The record is from RefSeq and is a predicted model, not a curated record.